GGAUGAGUCAUCCAGGUAGAUGAUAGGUGGAAAAGGCUCACACCCUUCAAGUCUUCCUGUAUAUAAGCACUAACAUGUUCAUGAGAGAGUAAAAGGAAGCCAGGGAAAAGGAAAGAGUUGAAAGGAAGGAAAAGGAGAGUUUGGGUGGUCUUUGAGGUAGUAGAGCAAACCUAUUUGCCAUGGGAAGGCCUCCUUGCUGUGAUAAGGUUGGCAUCAAGAAAGGGCCUUGGACUGCUGAAGAAGACAUCAUAUUGGUCUCCUAUAUCCAAGAGCAUGGGGCUGGAAACUGGAGAGCUGUCCCUACGAAUACCGGUGAAGUGUCCAAACUCCUAUAUUUUGUUUGCCUUUUUCCUCGCUCAACUCCAAUGAUCUGCUUGCUAAGAUGUAGCAAGAGUUGCAGACUCAGAUGGACCAAUUACCUCAGACCUGGAAUAAAGCGUGGCAACUUCACCCCACAUGAGCAAGGAAUUAUCAUCCAUCUUCAGGCCUUGCUUGGUAAUAGGUGGGCAGCAAUAGCUUCUUACCUUCCCCAGAGAACAGACAAUGAUAUAAAGAACUACUGGAACACCCAUCUCAAGAAGAAGUUCAAGAAGUACCAGACAGCAAUUGAUAGCUCUAUGAUCUCGUCUGAUUCAGGCGCCAGCUGCCAUGAACAAAUGUCCAAAGGCUACAGCAUGGAGGGACGAAUUAGGAUCCCAGGCCUCACUGCAUCGCACUCACCAACCUCCAGAUUCUAUCAGAGCCCCUCCACCUAUACUUCCAACACCGAGAACAUCUCAAGACUCCUUGAAGGAUGGAUGUGGUCCUUACCAAAGUCCGCACAAGACAUGCACCAACAGAGCACCAUCAUCGACAGCGAUGGCAAUGAAUCAUUACAAGGGAGUCAAGCUAAAGGUGAUCGAUGGAGCUGUGCUGCAAUAGCUAAAGACGACCAUGACUCACUGCUCUCAUUCGAGAACCUUAGCAGCAUUGCCUGGGAGAAGUCAUCAUCAUCAUCACUUCACUCGGUACUCCAAGGGACACAGCUCGCACCGGCUGAUGCUGAGGCCAAACGUGGGGUGGCGGAUGGCGCACAACAGCCUCCUUUAUCUUUGCUGGAGAAGUGGCUCCUUGAUGACACCUCAGGGCUGGUGGAUGGCCUCAUGGAACUUCCUGCUGACUGCUUCUCGAGCCCAAUGUUGUAACUGGCAUAUCAUGCCCUCUUGAUUUCUCUGCCGAGCUUUGCAUGAGUGGAAACAAAUACGAAGUAGUGCAAAAGCUGUCAGAUGACCAACUAGUACUACGAUCAGUCUAUCAUCUAAUAAAAAUUUAGAAAUAAUAGGUAUGUCAGAUGGGCUCUUGUCCCCAAAUGUAAGACAAGGAGCAAUGUUCCUGUGAGGAUUAUAUGAAAUAAGUCAUCUAUCCAGGCUUAAACUUCAUAAGA
Phoenix dactylifera (date palm) is the source of this 1423-nucleotide messenger RNA. The record is from RefSeq and is a predicted model, not a curated record. Lineage: Eukaryota; Viridiplantae; Streptophyta; Magnoliopsida; Arecales; Arecaceae.